AAGGUUCAAACACUGCGUUCAAGUCUUCCCCACCAAAAAAUACGAUACGUUAUCCAAUCCCCAUUUUGCAAAACCCACAAUCCAAAUGCUAAUGCUGCUGCCCUGAAUCUCUGUUCUCCAUUCCCAUUAUUCAAACCAAGGAAAAUGCCUAUAUACACUGCAACUCUGGCCCUUGGAUCAGUCUCACGGCUCUUGUUCAUCACCAGCGAUGCCUCCUCCUCCUCCUCCUCUAAUACUUGCUCAGUCUCUUCUUGUUUCUUAAACCACUCCAACUUCCCAAAGCAAUCCCACAAGUCUGUAAGCAAGAAGAGAACCUCUCUAGUUUGCACUGCGAGUAAGACUGAAGUGCAAGACUCGUCUCCCUCUACUGAGCAGGCUCGGAGGUCUGCUGAUUGGAAGGUAGCAAAAGCUUACAGUGAUAGUGGAUUCAUCUUUGAUGGGAUGGUUGAAGGGUAUAACAGUGGAGGUUUGCUGGUUCGGUUUCAUUCUUUAGUGGGUUUUCUUCCAUUUCCACAAUUGAGCCCAUCACACUUUUGCCAAGAACCGGGGAAAGGCGUCCAGGAGAUUGCAAAAGGAUUACCUGGUUCUCUUAUAUCUGUUAAGGUAAUCCAAGCAGAUGAAGAGAACAAGAAACUGAUAUUCUCAGAAAAGGAAGCUGUCUGGUCCAAGUUUUCUGAGAAAAUUAGUGUUGGGGAUGUUUUUGAAGCUAGGGUUGGUUCUGUGGAGGAUUAUGGUGCUUUUGUUCAUCUACUAUUUCCUGAUGGUCUUUAUCAUUUGACUGGACUAGUACACGUCUCGGAGGUUUCAUGGGAUCUAGUUCAGGAUGUAAGAGACAUUUUGUCGGAGGGCGAUGCAGUAAGAGUUAAGAUCAUUAAUAUUGAUCGAGAAAAGUCAAGAAUCACAUUAUCAAUUAAACAGUUGGAGGAAGACCCACUUUUAGAAACAUUGGACAAAGUGAUACCACAGGAUGGCUCUGACGGUCCUGAUUCUUUGAACCCUAACAAUAGCAGUAAUAUAGAGCCUCUUCCAGGCCUUGAAGCCAUUUUUAAAGAGCUACUACAGGAAGAUGGAAUAGAUGAUGUAGGAAUCACUCGCCAAGGAUUUGAGAAAAGGGUGGUUUCACAGGACCUGCAGCUUUGGCUUUCUAAUUCACCAGCCAUUAAUCAGAAGUUUACUCUCCUUGCUCGGGCAGGAAGGCAGGUGCAGGAAAUACAACUGACGACAACACUUGAUCAGGAAGGUAUAAAACAAGCACUCCAGCGAGUAUUGGAGCGUGUCCCGUAGACGAAUUAAAACAAGCACUUCACAGUAUUCAUUCACAGUUACAUUUGUUUUUGUUGUGACUUUGGGUCAACUGAUAUUCCUGUAUAGAAGUCAUUGAGGCAUUGCCCUAUAAGCUGUAUAAAAAAUGAAUUCUUAUUCAAAAGUUAAUAGGUCACUUGGGUAUCUUGUUAACAUGAA
Molecule: messenger RNA, 1461 nt
Organism: Rosa rugosa (rugosa rose)
Lineage: Eukaryota; Viridiplantae; Streptophyta; Magnoliopsida; Rosales; Rosaceae
Exons: 10
Coding region: 145-1284 (379 amino acids)
Molecular function (GO): nucleic acid binding
Source: RefSeq, a predicted model, not a curated record